CUAAUGUGAGCAGAGAGUGCUGCAAGGCACUAAGCAGUGCAGGUGUCACGUGUGUGUUGCUGCACGUCUGCCCGAAUAAUUCAUGUCACUCUGACCUGCUCUUGGCCCGUGGUGUUCUGUCUUCCGCUGUUGUUAACCCAGAUCAGCGAGAAAAGGUGAGUGUGCACGACUCCCCCCGUGGACUGCACUGAAAUAUGCUUCAGAAAACAUCCAGGCGUCGGAUUUUGUGACCUGAAGUUUACCUAAGUGCCCACAGGAAGUUGCACACAGCAGAGAUCUUAUGAUUUAAACAUGCAAAGAAAAGUGUUCUGCCUGUUUUGGAAGGUUUUUACAUUUUUAUGUUGAAGCAAAUCGGAUCAAUUUAAGGUUAUUCAAAGGAAUUUAUGUUCAGCUCCCCAGGGUGUAUAUAUUAUAAAAUCACCUUUUACAAAUUACAACUAGAUGGAAUUGAGCUGUUGUCUUAUCGAUUGUUUUUUGUUUUUUUCAGGACAGCAUGAUGCUGCCACCACAAUGUGUUACCAUGGGGACGGUGGAUUCAGGGUGAUGUUUUGGCUCAGAUAGGAAUCUGAUUAAAACUAAUCUGUGUUGUUGUAACUGUGCCCAAGGAUCCUCAUUUCCUCUAACAACUUAUCAGCGGUCGUAAACCAGACCCAAGAAUCUGUCUUGUGAAUUCGACAGAGUUGUAAAAAUGAGUAACAGUUUAGCUCCAAGAUAAAAAAAAAAAAAACAUAACUUGGGAUCGUUCCAAUAUAAGUCCCAGUAAAAACAAAACAACUUUACAGCUCCCCUCCCCCCGUUGACUCACCGGCGUAUAAACCUAUCGAUGUCAAAGGUUGCCUCUUGUGUUUUACUUUAUCUCUUUGCAGAAAAGCAAAACGAAUCCCGCAGUUUUUGAGGUUUGAAAUCGACUGCUUAGAUUUAACACCUAUUUUAAGACGGUUCCACUUUUAAACUUCCUUCAAAGUGUUGCAUGCCAUGUUUGAAAUGGGAACGCUGUCCCUCCCUGCGAGUUGGUGGGAGAUAAGGAAGGUGAAAGACUUGCACCGGUUUGUCCCGCUGAGAUCAUGUAGCUGAGGUGGAUCUGUUAAUGAUUUUGAGAAUCUGUGAUCAAGCGCGUGUGUGUGUCUGUGGGUUUUUUUGUUUAGUUUUUUCCUGGGAUGAGAGCACGCCGAUGAACACCUGGGUAAUGGGAGAGAACAGAAGAGACUCUCUUUUCACAGAAUCACUUUAUUGACUACUUCCUCCAACAGUUUUUGGUUCGAUUGCGAUGGAUUCAGUGAAGAAAAGCAAAGGACAUGACAACCUGGGAUUUGAUUUGCAGGAGCAAAUCCAUGAUCCGGAGGAGAAGCCUAGCUGGAGCAGCGGUGUGGCAGAGGAGGACAGAAAUAAACCAACCUACUGUGUGACUGAUGUCCCUCCUUGGUACCUUUGCAUUUUCUUGGCUGUUCAGCACUACCUUACGGCAUUUGGUGGGAUCAUUUCCAUCCCCCUCAUCCUCUCCGAGGGUCUGUGUCUGCAGCAUGACACCCUGACCCAGGGCCUUCUGAUCAACACCAUAUUCUUUGUUUCGGGCCUCUGCACCAUUCUGCAGGUCACCUUUGGUGUCAGACUUCCUAUCCUGCAGGGAGGCACGUUUGCCUUGGUGACUCCAGCCAUGGCCGUGUUGUCUAUGCCAGAGUGGCAGUGCCCGGCUUGGACACAGAAUGCCAGCUUGGUCAACACCUCCUCCCCUGCUUUUAUCGAAGAGUGGCAGGGCCGCAUGAGAACACUGCAGGGCUCCAUUAUGGUGGCCUCUGUCCUCCAGAUUCUUGUUGGUUUCUCUGGCCUCAUCGGGUUCCUCAUGCGCUUCAUCGGGCCCUUAACCAUUGCCCCCACCGUGUCUCUGAUAGGCCUGGCUCUGUUUGACUCGGCGGGAGUAAAAGCUGGCAGCCACUGGGGUAUUUCUGCUUUGACGACGGGGCUGAUCAUCGUGUUCUCUCAGUACCUCCGUCUCAUACCGAUUCCUGUUCCCUUGUGCUGCAAAAACAAGAAAAGGAAAACCGCAAAGUUUUACAUCUUCCAAACCAUGCCUAUUCUGCUGGGCAUCACCAUCUCGUGGUUAGUCUGUUACCUCCUCACCAUAUCUGAUGUCCUGCCGUCUGAUUCUGCUCGCUACGGUUACCUGGCCCGCACUGAUGUGAAGGGAAAUGUGGUGAGCAAGGCCUCUUGGUUCACGCUGCCAUACCCCGGCAGGUGGGGGGUUCCAACCGUGAACCUGGCAGCUGUGGUUGGGAUGCUGGCCGGAAUAGUCUGCUCCAUGGCAGAGUCUGUGGGCGACUACCACGCCUGCGCCAGGUUGUCGGGGGCGCCUCCUCCUCCGAGGCACGCCAUCAGCAGGGGCAUCGGCGUGGAAGGGAUCGGCUCUUUGCUGGCAGGGGCCUUCGGGACGGGCAAUGGCACCACGUCUUUCAGCGAGAACGUGGCGGCUCUCGGUAUCACCAGGGUGGGUAGUCGGACUGUGAUUCUCCUGAGUGGAUUUCUCAUGAUUCUGAUGGGAGUGGUGGGCAAAAUUGGGGCCGUCUUCACCACCAUUCCCACUCCUGUCAUCGGAGGGAUGUUUCUGAUCAUGUUCGGUGUCAUAUGUGCUGCUGGGAUUUCCAAUUUGCAGUUUACAGACAUGAAUUCUUCUCGGAACAUCUUCGUGUUUGGGUUCUCAAUUUUUUCGGCACUUACCAUCCCAAACUGGAUCAUGAAGAAUCCCGGCGUCCUAGAGACGGGUGUCAAAGAGGUGGACCAAGUUCUGCAUGUGUUGUUCACCACCCAUAUGUUUGUAGGAGGGUUCCUCGGCUGCUUCUUGGAUAACACGAUUCCUGGGACCAAGCGUGAACGUGGCAUUCUCACCUGGAACGCAGGACAUCCCGAAGACUCCAGUAACGACUUGGCGUCAGAAGAGGUUUACAGUCUCCCGUUUGGGAUAACGACGUGCCUUCAAAAGCAGUCCUGGAUCCGCUACAUCCCCUUUUGCUCACCAAAUGGACCUGAGUCAGGGGACGGCAUGCCAGAGAGCGAGGGGACUGAGCAAAUGACAAGAGUUUAAACUUUAAAAAAAAAUAAAAAAACAAAUCAUGGUAUUAGUGUAAUUAGGUCACAAAUUAAAAAAAAAAAACCCUGAAAUAAUUAAUUUGGUUUCACUUUUCUUUGAGCAUUGAUUAUCAUAGCCCAUUUGAUUCAUUGUAAAUUGCUGUUGAUGUUGUCCUGAGUGAAACCGUGAAUGGUGUCCUUAUUGUGUUUAAGUUGAAAUGUCCAGAAACCAUCACAGUGUUUAUUCUUGAGGAAAUGACAGCUUAAUAAUGUUUCUGUUCCACAUGGAGCAGACGUGACGGCCUCUGUCAACACUUUGAAAAAAAAAGUGAACUACUGAAUGAUUAAAGUGUUAAAGUAAUGCGCCA
This is a messenger RNA of Poecilia latipinna (sailfin molly), 3428 nucleotides long. Its product is annotated as solute carrier family 23 member 1-like. The transcript is spliced from 12 exons. Gene Ontology annotation, biological process: transmembrane transport. Lineage: Eukaryota; Metazoa; Chordata; Actinopteri; Cyprinodontiformes; Poeciliidae. Gene Ontology annotation, molecular function: transmembrane transporter activity. Bases 1268 to 3076 code for a protein of 602 amino acids. The record is from RefSeq and is a predicted model, not a curated record. Gene Ontology annotation, cellular component: membrane.